This is a messenger RNA of Prorocentrum cordatum, 591 nucleotides long. The record is from the annotation of a GenBank genome assembly. Lineage: Eukaryota; Dinophyceae; Prorocentrales; Prorocentraceae.
AUGCACCACAACCGGUACGCCAAGUUCUUUGCAGCGGCCGCAUGCGGGCUCCAGAACGGCAUGGCGAGCUUCUGGGGCGGGGCAGUCGUGCGCACCACGCACGUGACGGGCCUGUUCACUGACGUAGGCCUGCUGAUCGGCCGCCUGACGUCACUGAUGGCCCGGAAGCGCUUCGGGAAGAGGUUCGACAGCAUCGACCGCGUGGAGGUGGCGGACAGUGUCAACAAAUUGUGUUUCCUGUGCGUGCUGGCGGCGUCCUUCCUUAUGGGGAUCAUCAUAGGCUCCAAGGUGCACGGCGUGAUGCACGAGUACGCGUUCCUGGUCCCGGCGGUCGUCGUGGGCAUCUUGGGGAUGGCCUACCUGGUCCACCGGGUCUUCAUCCUGAAGCAGAGGCUCUUUUCCGACACGGAGAUGGAGCUCGUCGACAUCUCCGUGCACGCGGUCCUCGAGGAGGACGCGUUCGCCCAGCAGUCGUCCAGGAGGGAGAGCGGAGCUACUCCGCGGACGCCAAGCGGAGGAUGUACACGGGCCGCGGCAGGUCGUUCUCCGCCAGGUCGAGCCGUGAGGGUGUGGGAGGCGGCUCCUUCAUGA